AUGGCUAGCCCUACAGUUCUUACCUUCGAUGCUGAGGGUCGUGCAGUUGACUUCAAUGUUUGGGUAGAUGAUCUGCAGCUCUUUCUUCAGUGCGAUUCUAAGGACGGAGUCUCGCUUUUCGAUCUCAUGUCCGGCACUGCUGCUGCACCUGCUGCCGAUGCUGACAGUACGGUUCGCUCACAGUGGACUACUCGUGACGCUGUAGCUCGCCUUGCUGUUCGUAGUCACCUGCCAUCUGCUGAGCGCGCGCACUGUGGCCAGUACAAGACUGCUAAGUCUUUGUAUGACAAUGUCGUAGCGCGCUACUCCUCCCCUGCCACUGCUACCCUCAGCCGCCUCAUGCUACCGUACCUGUUCCCUGACCUGGCUGCCUUUGCCACAGUCGCUGACCUCAUUACUCACCUCCGCACUAGUGACGCCCGCUACUGCGCUGCGCUUCCCUCCGAGUUCUGCGCCAAGAACCCCCCCCCCAUGUACAUCACCCUCUUCUACCUAGUCACCCGUCUCCCUGACUCCCUUUCCCCAGUCAGGGGCCACUUUCUCUCCCUUUGCCCCACCGACCUCACCGUCGACCUGCUAGAGGAGCGCCUCACUGCAGCUGAGAAGAGUAUAGUUGCUGUAGGUGCUUCUCGCGGCGACCCUCGCACCCCGUUCUUUGAGGGGUGUUCCCCCGUUCCCCUUCUGCCCUCUGUUGCUUCUGCUGCUGCUGUCGACCUCCUUGGCACCAAGGAGGUCGGGGCAGCUUCUGCUCCUAGUGGGAGGCACCGCAACGGCAAGGGCAAAGGGGGCAAGGGUGGUGGAGGGGACGGCAGGGGCGGCGGUGGUGGCGGUGGAGGAGGCGGAGGGGGUGGGGGUGGAGGCAAGGGUGGUGGCGGGAGUGGGGGCGUCGGUGGCGGCGGUGGAGGUGGUGGAGGCAGCGGCAGCGGUAGUGGAGGCAGCGGCAGCGGCGAUGGAGGCAGCAGCGGUGGCGGUGGAGGUGGUGGAGGCAGUGGCAGCGGUAGUGGAGGCAGCGAUAGCGGCGAUGGAGGCAGCAGCGGCGACGAUGGAGGUGGCGGCGGCGGUGGAGCUGGUCGGGGGUGA
Messenger RNA from Closterium sp. Naga37s-1, 1080 nucleotides. The record is from the annotation of a GenBank genome assembly. Lineage: Eukaryota; Viridiplantae; Streptophyta; Zygnematophyceae; Desmidiales; Closteriaceae.